ACUUUCUGACCAUAAACAUUGAGUUUCUAACCUCCAAACUCAGAAAUUCAUACACAAGUGAACAUAACGUGUUAAAAUAUGAAUUAAAACUAUCAAAAUCAUCCUUAAUUGUUUCAGAAUCUCUUUCGGGGGUAAAAUGCAUGAGUCGUUGGAUAAUGACAGUGAUAGCGAUUCUGUUGUAGCUGAGUUUCCACUUUAUCAUUCAACACGUCUAAAAGAUAGCCUUUAUGUAUUUCAACACCUGAAUGAUAUCACUGGAAGCUUCAAAGGAGGUGAAGUAUCCCAUGCCUACUUCAAGCCCGAAAAUCAAGAAUUUAAAUUCAAAGUUGGUAUCGAUGCACAUGAAUCAACCUACAAUAGUCAUUUCGAUCUAGAUGAUGAGUCAGACAACACUGUGACUGUGCAUUCUCAAAAAAAUAUUUGUGCACCUGAACAUAUUGCGGUUGUGGCAUUCAAUGGCAAGGAAGUUCAUCUUACGACAGUUAAGAAUGUAUUUACAUUGGGUGUAGAUUAUGAAUCUGAUAAAAAGGCUCCAGAUAAGAAAAAAAAUGUAGAGGAGGAAAGCUCAGACAAUGAAGCUGGUCCAAGUAAUCCUACACAAAUUACCGUUAAGUUUAAACAAAACCCUAGACCCAAUCAGAAACAGAUACUUAGUUCCAAGAGCCAUAAUGAUAAAAGAGCUAGUGAGAAAUGGUUAGAAUGUGAAUUGGAAACAGAAGAAAGCACUAUUAGUAGAGUUGAAAAAAUGAAAUUAUUCACUGAAUACAUGCAUGAAACUUAUCAAGAAAAUAAUUUGGAUGAAAGCACUUACUUGAAACAUUUAGUGGGGAAAGAUCAAGAACAAUCUACUGACGAACCUUCACUACCUUCUCACUUGAUAUCUCUAAAUGCUCUUAGAGCACUGCCUCUCUUAGAACAAUGUAGAUUGUUGUUAAAAGGAUCUCAAAUUGUUCAAUUUCAACAAAUUUUGAUGCUUCUUGCUGGGUGUUCUGGACUUACAACCGACAGUCUAUUGAAGACUCUUCCUAAAGUUGCAGUUUUGGUCAGAGGUAAUUGGGUGGUAAAAUCAGAGGUAUUGUAUCCACCAGAUACAUUAUCUCCCAUCUGUGGUGUUCCUUCUGACAACAUGUGUAGGGCACGAGAUUAUUUGCUCUAUCUUUUCACCAAAAACCAGUUUGUGGAGCGUAAAAAAGUAGCAUCGAUAGUGAAAGUUCCUGCAGAAGAGGUUAAGGAGAUCUUCAAGGGGGUAUCAUCGUUAAGACAUAAUAAAGGCUGGGAGUUGAACUUGGAAACAGAUUUUGAUUUUAUCGCAAAAUAUCCAGACAUAGAACAGCGACAGACUUUACUAUGGGAACAAAGAUACAUUCAAGUUUGUGAUUUUCUCAAAGAGAAGAAGAGACGGAAAAGUAGAAGUGAGAGUAAAAGUUUUAGUGAGGAUAAGAAAAGUGGACAUAGUCAUAGUUCAGAUAAUGAUUCUGGUACAGAAAAAACUAGGUCCCCCCCUAGGAAGAAGAGAAAGACUGACUUGUCAAAGUAGCUGAAUUGUAAAGGUUUUCUAAUUAUUCCUCAGUUUAGGUAUUAUUUAAUUACUUAAGGAAUUGGAUCAACUUAAUGCUCAUUAUUUAUUUAUGGUUGAUCUCCCGAAAUUGUACAUUUAUAAAGCAAGUGUAAAUAUUGCGCUACUUGAAUUUCUCAUUGUUGACUGGGAAAUAAAAGAAAUUGUAAACACUGUCAACUGUAACUACUGCUGUAUAAAAGGUAAGUUUGGCCAAAUCAGAUUAUUUUUACGGAUGAAUUAUGAAAAUAUGGUUUUUUAUCUAAUAAAAGUUAUGAUGAUCGACAUUUCAUGAGAA
Molecule: messenger RNA, 1853 nt
Organism: Coccinella septempunctata (seven-spotted ladybird)
Lineage: Eukaryota; Metazoa; Arthropoda; Insecta; Coleoptera; Coccinellidae
Gene: Polr3E
Product: DNA-directed RNA polymerase III subunit RPC5
Exons: 6
Coding region: 137-1537 (466 amino acids)
Biological process (GO): DNA-templated transcription
Cellular component (GO): RNA polymerase III complex; nucleus
Source: RefSeq, a predicted model, not a curated record